GGCGGCGGUGACGUCAUCUCCCGGCGCCGCGCCGCCCCCCGCGCAGGAUGGUGGCGGGCGCGUUCCCGCUGGCCAAGCUGCUGACGCUGGGCGCGCGCCAGCUCAGCCGCCCGCUGGCCGCGCGCAUCAAGGCGGGGGCGCGCGCCUCGCCCUUCUUCCGCAACUACCUGUGCCUGCCCCCCGCCCAGCUUUACCACUGGGUGGAGAUGCGGACCAAGAUGCGGCUGCUGGGCUUCCGCGGCGCGGCGGUGAAGCCGCUGAACGAGGAGGCAGCGGCCGAGCUGGGCGCCGAGCUGCUGGGCGAGGCGCUCGUCUUCGGCGUCGGGGGCCUCUGCCUCUACCUCGAGUACCUGCGGCAGGCGGGGCAGAGCCGGCGGCGCGAGGAGCACCUGGAGCAGAGCCUGGCCGAGCUGCGGCGCGGCCUGCAGCAGCUCCAGGGCGAGCUGGAGGAGCUGCGGGCCCGGGGAGGGGCGCAGGGUGGGGCUGGACACGCCCUGGGUGGGGCUGGACACGCCCAAAGUGGGGAUGGACAUGCCCUGGGUGGGGAUGGACACGCCCUGGGUGGGGCUGGACAUGCCCAAAGUGGGGCUGGACACGGCCAAAGUGGGGCUGGAGACGCCCUGGGUGGGGAUGGACACGCCCAAAGUGGGGCUGGACACGCCCAAAGUGGGGCUGGACACGGCCAAAAUGGGGCUGGACACGGCCUGGGUGGGGCUGGACACGGCCAAAGUGGGGCUGGACACGGCCUGGGUGGGGCUGGACACACCCUGGGUGGGGCUGGACACGGCCAAAGUGGGGCUGGACAUGGCUAAAGUGGGGCUGGACACGGCCAAAGUGGGGAUGGACAUGGCCAAAGUGGGACUGGACAUGGCCAAAGUGGGGCUGGACACGGCCAAAGUGGGGAUGGACAUGCCCAAAGUGGGACUGGACAUGGCCAAAGUGGGGCUGGACAUGCCCAAAGUGGGACUGGACAUGGCCAAAGUGGGGAUGGACAUGCCCAAAGUGGGACUGGACACGGCCAAAGUGGGGAUGGACACGCCCAGGUCACCUCAGGACACGCCCCCGCCCAAUCUGUGAAUGCUGCUGGGGAUGGCCACGCCCCUUCUGGCUCUGGACACGCCCCCAUCGCGGCAGGCCACGCCCCCUCCCAUUAAAGCCUUUGUGUGCUGUG
Lonchura striata (white-rumped munia) is the source of this 1171-nucleotide messenger RNA. RefSeq names its product outer mitochondrial membrane lipid metabolism regulator OPA3 (gene OPA3). Lineage: Eukaryota; Metazoa; Chordata; Aves; Passeriformes; Estrildidae. Gene Ontology annotation, biological process: regulation of lipid metabolic process. Gene Ontology annotation, cellular component: mitochondrion. The record is from RefSeq and is a predicted model, not a curated record.